This is a messenger RNA of Hydra vulgaris (swiftwater hydra), 1996 nucleotides long. RefSeq names its product amyloid protein-binding protein 2. NCBI's taxonomy places the organism in Eukaryota, Metazoa, Cnidaria, Hydrozoa, Anthoathecata, Hydridae. Gene Ontology annotation, cellular component: Cul2-RING ubiquitin ligase complex. Gene Ontology annotation, biological process: proteasome-mediated ubiquitin-dependent protein catabolic process; intracellular protein transport. Gene Ontology annotation, molecular function: ubiquitin-like ligase-substrate adaptor activity; protein binding. The record is from RefSeq and is a predicted model, not a curated record.
UCCAACCGUUAAAGAAAAUCUGCGGACAAUUCAGAAGUAAAAACGCGUUCAUGUAUUUAAAAUUUAAAUUAAAGACUCUUGACCACGGGAAUGUAAACAUAAAGAAUGCUUUGAAAAUGCAUUUAAAGGCUGAAAAUGAAUGUUUGAGUAUAAUAUAGCUGCUUCAGGGAAUUUAAAAUUAGUUUUACUAUUUUUAUAAAGGCUUAACAUGGGAAAUGAAGCUUACCUGGUUCAAAAAGAUCCAUGUUAUGCAGCAAGCCCACUUUAUGAUACAGCAUCUGUUUUUAUUGCAAAUAAAUUACCUUUGUAUAGUGAAUUUAUUGAAAAUAUUCCAAACUCACUUAUUAUAGAUAUAUAUGAAAAGGCUUACAAUUUAUGUUUGACGGAUAAUUUACAUUUUGAACUUUCUGAUUUGAGACGUUUCGAAAAUGCUAUUAAAGACACAGAGAACUGGAAUAUAGUGCACAAAUGUGUGCACAUACUUUUAGUUAAACGUCCUAAUUUUGGCAUACUUCUUGCUUCACAAAAAGCUGCUGAAUACAUUAGAGAUCCUUUGAAAAUAAUUGAGUUUACUUACAAGGCUUUGCAAUUAGGUGCAUUUUUUUUGGAACAUGGUUUGUAUGAUUGCUCCAAAAUUGUUUACCAGAGCAUUGAUAUUGUUGAUUUAAAUGGAAAUAUUGACAAUAACAUUCUAUCUAUUGCCUUUGAAGUUGCAUUACGAGUUGGUCAUGUUUUGACACUUAAUUGUAAUUACAACGAUGCUAAUACUGCUAUUUUAAAUGCUUCAAUUUUGUUGACAUAUAUGCAAAAUUGUAAUUUGAAGCCAAAUUGUGCAUUCUACUACACUUUAUGUAGCAUGUAUAUGUUUUCUUUAUCACAAUAUGAUAAGGCAUACAAUUUAGCUCUACAAGCAGUUCAAGAACUAAAUGAUAGUUUACCGCCAAAAAUAAUUGUUGACACACUACGACAAGCUUGUAAAGCAUGCAUUAUCAAAAGGUUAUUUUGUGAAGCCAGAGUAUAUACUUUAGAAGCUUUGAAACUGGCAAGAUAUUGGUUUGGAAUACACCAUUUAAAAUAUGCAGACUGUCUUUCUGAUUUUGCUUUUUAUCUUCUUAGUAUUGAUAAUGUUGGAUUAUCAGUAAAAUAUUAUGAGAUGGCUUUAAGUGUUCGUAAAGAACAAUUAGGCGAAAAAAAUAUAUUAACUGCAAUGACGCAUGAAGAUCUGGCUUAUGCUUUAUAUGUGCGAGACUACAGUAAAGGUGAUUUUGAACAUGCUAGGGUUCAUGCUGAGCAAGCUUUGAUGGUGCUGUUAGAAAUCCUUCCAGUUGAUCAUUUGUUGCUUUCAUCAUCUAAAAGAGUGGAAGCUUUAAUUUUGGAAGAAGUUGCAAUUGAUAGUGAUGACCCAAUUGUUGAAGACAGGUUGCUAAAGUGUGCAGAAAGUCUUCAUAUGGAUUCAUUACGUUUAGCAAAAAAUACAUUUGGUGAGUAUAAUGUUCAAACAGCAAAGCAUUAUGGUAAUCUAGGAAGAUUGUAUCAAUCUAUGAAAAAGUACAAGGAAGCCGAAGCCAAUCAUUUAAAAGCAAUUUAUAUCAAAGAAAAGCUUCUUAGUUGUUCUGACUAUGAAGUUGCUCUUUCCAUUGGUCACUUGGCUUCUCUAUACAACUACGACAUGAAAAAGUAUGAUGAAGCUGAACAGUUAUAUAAAAGAUCUAUUGAAAUAGGAAGAAAAUUAUUCGGUGUUUGGUACAGUGGUUUAGAAUAUGAUUACCGGGGGUUGAUACAUUUGUAUGAAGAAACUGGUCGUCAUGUUGAGGCUGCUCACUACCGAUCUAAUUUAGCUGAUUGGAAAUUUGAAAGAGACGACAAAUUUUCUAAAGCAUUAUAUAUUGAACCACAAGAAGACCAUACUGAUCAAGUGUGUGUUAAAACUAUUUUACAAAAUGUCAAAGAUAGAUCCAUAAAAAGUGGUUCUUAGUAUAAAAGAUAUAUGUAUAUA